This is a messenger RNA of Branchiostoma floridae (Florida lancelet), 3230 nucleotides long. Its product is annotated as long-chain-fatty-acid--CoA ligase 1-like. The transcript has 23 exons. Gene Ontology annotation, cellular component: membrane; endoplasmic reticulum. The record is from RefSeq and is a predicted model, not a curated record. NCBI's taxonomy places the organism in Eukaryota, Metazoa, Chordata, Leptocardii, Amphioxiformes, Branchiostomatidae. Gene Ontology annotation, biological process: long-chain fatty acid metabolic process. Bases 251 to 2296 code for a protein of 681 amino acids. Gene Ontology annotation, molecular function: long-chain fatty acid-CoA ligase activity.
GAACGUUGGGCUAACAUAAGGGGUUUCAUUAUGCCUGUCGCAUCAUUGUAAUACCAACACUUUUGAUGCUCAAUAACCUCCAAAAGAGACACCGAUCGCUAAUUUGAUGAAGAUUAUGCUUGACGGGAAAGACCGGUGGUGAGAAAGAGUACGUGUUGGAUUUUGUCUCUGACUGAGUCCGAACUGUUUGGGGAUACGUGGCCGCUUUUGAGGUCUGAUCACCUGAACCAAAGACAACAUAAGUACAGCCAUGGACAGUAUCCUGAACGUCUCGUCCACGAAACUCGCAGCGGGCGCCGCUGCGGUGGCGGCGGGGGCGUACUACCUGGCCUCCCGCCCGUCUCCGAUCGAACCGCCGUGUCCAAUUGAUCACCAGUCUGUGGAGGUUAAGGGUCAGGACGGAGCUCGCAUUUCUACCAGGUGCAAGGAUGGGAAACUGCUCGAAUACAUUUACGAUGACGUCACCACCACUUACGAAGGGUUUCAGAGGGGUAUCAGGUUAACAGGGGGUACAGGACGUUGUCUUGGCUGGCGAGCAGCACCCAAUGAGCCUUACCAGUGGAUGACAUACCAACAGGUACACGACAGGGCCCUCCGGUUCGGGUCGGGUCUGUUGGAGAAGGGCCUAUCUGCCGGACAGGACACCUUUGUCGCCAUCUUCUCCCAGAAUCGUCCAGAGUGGGUGAUUGCUGAGCAGGCAUGCAGUGCGUUCUCCAUGGUUGUUGUUCCAUUGUAUGACACGCUGGGAUCACAGGCCAUCAAGUUUGUCAUCGAACAGGGAAAUCUCCAUACUAUUGUAUGUGACGUGGAGAAGAAGGUAGCCUCCAUCCUCGACAUAACCCAGGAGGUGUCUGUGGUCAAGAGAAUCGUGGUCAUGGAAAAGAUCAGUGAUGACCUGAAGAAACGAGCCACCUCAUUGGGCGUUGAAGUGAUGACGUUUGAUGACGUGGAGGAGGCUGGAAGGAGAAACACACACAAAGCUGUUCCACCUCGUCCAGAAGACCUGCUGACGAUUUGCUACACCAGCGGAACUACGGGACUUCCUAAAGGCGUGAUGCUGACUCACAGGAACAUCGUCACAAACAUCAGUGCUGUGCUGAAACAUGUGGAGGGCUACCUGUGUCUGGGGCCUGAUGACAUGCACGUGUCCUACUUGCCUCUUCCUCACCAGUUCGAGAGGUCGCUACAUGUGAUGUUCUUCAUGACCGGUGUUCAGAUCGGAUUCUUCGGUGGUGACGUCAAGAAACUGCUGGAUGACUUCCGGGAACUCCGGCCCACCAUCUUCCCGUCGGUCCCUCGUCUGCUCAACAGGAUAUAUGACAAAGUAAACGCAGGAGUUCAGGGUAGCGCCAUCAAGUCCAAGCUGUUGGAGAUAGCCUUGAGAAGCAAAUCUGCGGAAGUCAAAAGGGGUAUUGUCAGACGUGACAGCAUUUGGGAUACGCUGAUCUUUGGCAAAGUCCAAAAUCUUCUGGGAGGUCGUGUGAGGGCUAUCAUCACAGGAUCGGCUCCUCUGUCGGAGGCAGCCAUGACUUUCCUAAGGGCGGCCAUUGGUUGUACGGUGUAUGAAGGAUACGGACAAACAGAGGCGAAUGCAGGAGUUUCCUUCACUAUACCUGGUGACCACAGCACCGGUCACGUGGGCUCACCACUGACCUGUAAUCUCAUCAAGCUUGUUGACAUUCCCGAGAUGGACUACUACACCAAGAACAACCAGGGGGAGGUGUGCGCUAAAGGACCAAACAUCAUGAAGGGGUAUUACAAGGCCCCCGAGAAAACAGCAGAUGCGCUUGAUGAGGACGGCUGGUUGCAUACAGGAGACGUGGGGCAGUGGCUACCGAACGGCGUUCUCAAGAUCAUUGACCGAAAGAAGCACAUUUUCAAGCUUGCCCAGGGAGAGUACAUUGCUCCAGAGAAGGUGGAGAGUAUCUACACAGGCAGCCCGCUGGUGGCGCAGGCGUUUGUUCAUGGAGAGAGUCUGAAGGCGUCGUGUGUUGGUAUUUUCGUCCCCGACCCUGAGGUGUUGCCAAGUUGGGCCAAGAACAACCUGAACAUGGAGGGCACGAUGCACGAGCUGUGCAAGAGCAAGGCUGUAAGGAAUGCCAUUCUAGAAGAGGUAACCAGCCUAGGGCAACAACGUGGUCUGCAUUCCUUUGAACAGGUGAAGGACAUCCACCUCCAUCCGGAACUCUUCAGCCUGGAGAACGGUCUGCUCACUCCGACAUUCAAGUCUAAACGUACCGCUCUUAGGUCCACUUUCCAACCACAGAUUCAAGACAUGUACAAAAACCUGGUCUGAAUAAUCCGAUCUGAUGAUCUCUAUAUAUUUACGUUGUCCAUUCGGGGUAACGUCAAACGAAACAAACGUCUACAAUAAUUUUCCAAUUUCCUUCAAGUCAAUACGUACCGCUCUCAGGUCUGCAUUCCAACCACAGAUUCGAGACAUGUACAAAAACCUACGAUCAGCGAAAUAAAAAUGCACGUCGUGUCCAUUAGCAAAUGCAAGAGCUUAAAACACAAGAACGUGUACAGUAAUGAUCCCGUUUAUAUCCUUUACGUCUAAACGUACGGUUCUCAGGUGUACAUACAUUCCAGCCACAGGUCCACGAAAAGUACAAAAACAUAGUCUGAACAACAAUACAAAUGCACGUUAUCGUGCCCAUUAGGAAGAGCUUAAAACACAAGAACGUGUACAGUAAUUGUUCUAUUUUAAAGUGAGCAUUCUAUAUACAUGAAAAACAAUUUGUUCAGCUACGUAUUUAUACUAUUGGCAACAUUGGUUAUACUAGACUACGAGGAAAUCAUUGUUAUAAACUGAAAAUGUAUUUUUUUUUGUAGCACUACUUUUCAAAUGAUAAACUUCAGUCUUUAGGCACAUCACCACAAACGUUGAACGUAACUACGAAAACGUGCACAUAAAGUGUUCUCGUUAUCCGAGAAAUCAAUAGAAUUUCAAUUUUACAAAUUUAGGCUAAUGCAAUGCAACACAGUACUGGGUUAUAUGGAAUGGUGUAUUGUACUCCGCAUUCUAACACAUGGUGCCUGAACUGCCUUGUAAAAAGAUACAUUAUUGUUAUAAGUUUUUUAUCAAGGUGUUGAUGUAAACGCUGGUGAAAAAUAUACUCAAUUGGAGACAUACAUAGUAAUUAAGAUGGUGCAAAUGUGGUUCAUCCUAACAUGUAUGCAUAUGUGUUGCAAUAUUACUGUAAGAAUAAAGGUGUGGGUCAGAUGUA